Molecule: messenger RNA, 588 nt
Organism: Amborella trichopoda
Lineage: Eukaryota; Viridiplantae; Streptophyta; Magnoliopsida; Amborellales; Amborellaceae
Source: RefSeq, a predicted model, not a curated record
AUGACUCAAAUGAUCAAGGAUAAUAUGCCAGCUCCGGUUGCCUCUGGCCCAGGACAUCUUGAUAGUUGCUUUAUAGAGAAGUUUAAGAAGUUAGGGCCACCAAUCUUUAAGGGACAUGGCGGAAUGGAGAAAGCUAAAUGGUGGCAGAUGCAAGUUGAGAAAAUCUUUAGGAUCUUGCAAUGCACAGAUGAGCAGCAGUUGAGGUUGGGUACCUACAUACUAAAAGGGGACGCUGAGCAUUGGUGGCAUUCAGUUCAGCAGGCUUGGGAAGAAAUGGGGAUAGCAUCUACUUGGGAAGAAUUUUUAGGGGCCUUUAACGAAAAGUAUUUUCUUGACUCAGUAAAGGAGAGAAAGGAAGUAGAGUUCAUAGAAUUACAGCAAGGGAAGUUGACUGUGGAACGUUACACAGCUAAGUUCUCAGAGUUGUCUCGAUAUGCGCGGCACAUUAUUGAUAUGGAGGCUCGUAAAGAAAGUAAGUUUGAGAGGGGCCUUAGACCAGAUAUUCAAGGAAGGGUAAUGGCGGCCAAUCUUAAGACUUUCUCCCCACUAGCAGAUUUGGUCAGAAAGAUAGAGAGAGAUUGCAAUUGA